UCCGCCUCUGAGGUUCCACGGGCUCGCUGGUAUUUAUACCCACGGCACAUCGGGGCUCGGUCCCAGAGGAAAGGAGCUCUCGCCUCUGUGCUUUUCCCCCAGGUCCCCCUGAGCACCAAGCGCUGCCGGCCCCACCAUGUGCGAGGAGGAAACCACUGCCCUGGUCUGCGACAACGGCUCCGGCCUCUGCAAGGCCGGGUUCGCCGGCGACGAUGCCCCUCGUGCCGUCUUCCCCUCCAUCGUGGGGCGGCCCCGGCACCAGGGUGUCAUGGUGGGCAUGGGGCAGAAGGACAGCUACGUGGGCGACGAGGCGCAGAGCAAGAGGGGGAUCCUCACGCUCAAAUACCCCAUCGAGCACGGCAUCAUCACCAACUGGGACGACAUGGAGAAGAUCUGGCACCACUCCUUCUACAACGAGCUGCGUGUGGCCCCCGAGGAGCACCCGACCCUGCUCACCGAGGCACCCCUCAACCCCAAGGCCAACCGCGAGAAGAUGACCCAGAUCAUGUUCGAAACCUUUAACGUCCCCGCCAUGUACGUGGCCAUCCAAGCCGUGCUCUCCCUCUAUGCCUCCGGCCGCACCACCGGCAUCGUCCUGGACUCUGGGGACGGCGUCACCCACAACGUGCCCAUCUACGAGGGCUACGCCCUGCCCCACGCCAUCAUGCGUCUCGACCUGGCCGGCCGCGACCUCACCGACUACCUCAUGAAGAUCCUCACCGAGAGGGGCUACUCCUUCGUCACCACCGCCGAGAGGGAAAUCGUGCGCGACAUCAAGGAGAAGCUCUGCUACGUGGCCCUGGACUUCGAGAACGAGAUGGCCACGGCCGCCUCCUCCUCCUCGCUGGAGAAGAGCUACGAGCUCCCCGACGGGCAGGUCAUCACCAUCGGCAACGAGCGCUUCCGCUGCCCCGAGACCCUCUUCCAGCCCUCCUUCAUCGGCAUGGAGUCCGCCGGGAUCCACGAGACGACCUACAACUCCAUCAUGAAGUGCGACAUCGACAUCCGCAAGGACCUCUACGCCAACAACGUCCUGUCCGGCGGCACCACCAUGUACCCCGGCAUCGCCGACCGCAUGCAGAAGGAGAUCACGGCGCUGGCUCCCAGCACCAUGAAGAUCAAAAUCAUCGCCCCGCCGGAGCGGAAGUACUCGGUGUGGAUCGGCGGCUCCAUCCUGGCGUCCCUCUCCACCUUCCAGCAGAUGUGGAUCAGCAAACCCGAGUACGACGAGGCCGGACCCUCCAUCGUCCACCGAAAAUGCUUCUAAGCCCCCUCCCCACCCCGCGGGGGCCCCCCGUGCCCAGGCUGGGGUGUCCCGCUCCUCCUCGGACCCCGCUGCUCCUCCCCACCGCCCACCGCGCAUUAAAAAGCCUUUUCUCCA
Molecule: messenger RNA, 1381 nt
Organism: Corvus hawaiiensis (hawaiian crow)
Lineage: Eukaryota; Metazoa; Chordata; Aves; Passeriformes; Corvidae
Gene: ACTG2
Product: actin gamma 2, smooth muscle
Exons: 9
Coding region: 137-1267 (376 amino acids)
Biological process (GO): vascular associated smooth muscle contraction
Cellular component (GO): cytoplasm
Source: RefSeq, a predicted model, not a curated record